AUGCGUAGUUCAUUCUACAGAUUCUUACUAAUUGCCCUACUUCAGCUUCAUACUGCACUUACAAAGGAUAAUGUAGUGACUAGGGGAAAACGAUGUAUAUGCAAUGAACCACCACCAAUGCCACUGCCACAGUUCGAUUGCGGAUGCUACAGUCAGCUGCAGCAACAGUCACAGUUACUUGGCAGUCCUCCAUCCUCUAUUAGUAGCUAUCCACAAGUUGCUGAAAAUGGUCAAACCGUAAUGAGCUAUAAUCAACAACAGCAACAGACUGUUUACCAGAACGGAAUUCAGACGGUUCCAACAGCCCAACAAAUACCAUCAGCAAACGGACUGCCAGUAGCUUACAACAGUUUUAGUCGCUCACAAGCUUUUGAAAACAGCCAAAUACCAUACAACGGUAUGCCAGUUACAGAGAACAGCCAAAAUUUUCCGGAUCAAAUGCAACAGAUGGGUUCAACGAACAUGAACCUAAAUGUUGGAGUACCAAGCAGCCAAAACUACGGUCCAGUAGCUGGAACAUAUCCGAAUGUUAUGCAAAGUAUACCAACUCAGAACACUCAAGAUAAUUAUAAUGUCGUGGUCAAAGAGCAAAACUUGCAAAAUGUACAAAUGAAUGGUGCUACUAAUAGAAUAAACAACCAAGGGGUACCCCAACAUUUCUCAUCUUACGUUUCACUAAAUAACAAUAUGGGCCAAUCACAAACAACAAACUUUGGACAGUCGCAACAAUUGCAGUACGGCCAAUCGCAAAUUAACUACGGGCAAGACCAGACAAAGAUGAGUUUUGGAGAAGAUUCACAAUCAACCUUUGGUCAACAACUACCAAUCUCAAAUUCUCCGCAGCCGGAACAACAAAUAGGCUCACAGUCUCUCGGGUAUGGUCAUCAGGCAGCUGCAAGAUCUUUACAACCACAGGACUGUAAUAACGCUUGUUUGAAUGUUUGCAUGCAGGAGUGUAUGAAAACAGGGCCUGCAGAAAACUGCCGAUCAAUGUGCGAGCAAAGCUGUGAUCUUUCGUGCCACAGAAGACAAGGGGAAUUCCGCGUGAUCACACAACCAGCAAUUCAAUACGCAGGCCGCUGCACAGAAGUCUGUGAAAAUAACUGUUUUAAAACGUGUGCCAGUGACAAAUGCAGGGAAACAUGUCAUGAUACCUGUCACACAGCAUGCGAACAGCAAUCUUGUCCAGAUGUCUGUCAACCUCAAUGUACGCCGUCCUGCGUGCUUGAAAACCAAGAACCACCACCACUAGUUGUUGUUUUGGAGAGGUCAACUGGAAUGGGGAACUGUAAGGCAUCGUGCCGUGAAGCUUGUCAGAAAUCAUGUACCAAUGCUCUUUCAUACCCAAGCUGUGUUGAAAAAUGUGAACCAAAAUGUGAUGAAAUAUGCCAAAACGAUGAAGAUGGAGCAGCAACGUCAACCACAGCAGCUGCUGUCAACAACAGUCCACCACAAAUGGUUCAACUCCAAAUAUUAUGA
Messenger RNA from Enterobius vermicularis (human pinworm), 1479 nucleotides. The record is from the annotation of a GenBank genome assembly. NCBI's taxonomy places the organism in Eukaryota, Metazoa, Nematoda, Chromadorea, Rhabditida, Oxyuridae.